Molecule: messenger RNA, 1225 nt
Organism: Schistocerca gregaria
Lineage: Eukaryota; Metazoa; Arthropoda; Insecta; Orthoptera; Acrididae
Exons: 5
Coding region: 140-1225 (361 amino acids)
Source: RefSeq, a predicted model, not a curated record
AUUUCUUUCGGUGUUUCGUGUCAACGCGUGCCUUCGAGCAUCUUUCUUUCUUCCGCCCAUCGUCGGCCGACUCGGUUACACAUACGUCGAUUUUCACCUGAUUUCAGGUCGCUGGGCUUUAUGCGUCGCUUCCAAUCAGAUGAGCGUGCUUGAAACCUCGAGACAGUUCCGGUCAUGUUCCAGGUCGCUGUUUGAGAUCGCGUUUCGAGACGCGUCCUUCGAAAGCCGAUUCUUGGCACUUCAAAAGUAUAUCGACGUUUCGGUGGGACCAUGGAACACAAAGUGCAAUCGAGCGUACCGAUCGAUCAAAUACGGCAUACUGGCCGAAAACCUAAAAUACUCGAAAUGGCUCACAAAAUCCGACUGCGUUCGAGUGACGAAGUUCGAAGAGGUUUUUAUAGAAGCGAAUACAAGCAAGUACGCCGUUUCGUCUUCCAUUUACUUCGAGAAUGGGAGCGUGGGUAUGCGGUUCGACUAUUCGUUCUUGCCUGAUGCAACUGCUGGAUCGAGGGCCGACCUGGCGCCGUGUAUUUGCGUCGUUUCUGCCACGAACGCGUGCAAAAAUGAGCAAAUUGAGGCCUGGAUGAGACAGGAAAUUGAGUUCAGCGCAAAUCAAUGGCUGGAAUUGCUGAGUCAGAGCGAGGCCGAGCUGCUUGGGCGCGCAUCAGAAGGCGGCGGCUCAUCAUUCUCGGAAGUUCCGUGCGAGCGUGCAUCGAGCCGCGGACAGGUGCCAGUCAGAUUUUUGUCCGAAUUGACGAAUUCCGAAAGGAGUUCGUCACGUCAGCUGACUAGCGAGGCCCUGACUCAAAAACCGGACGUGCUGGAGGGUCAAUGCGCCUGCUUCUCUCAAAUUGAGGACUCGCUGCGCGCGAGUCAGGACAUGCUCAACAUGGCUCGGCUUGGGCAGAGCCGCGAGCUGGUCGAGAUAAAAACGAGGAUUGAAAAUUUGGAAAGACUGUUCGCUGCGAAGCACCUUUCGCACAGUCGAAGAAAGCGCACAAAUCUUCAGCACCAGAAGAAAAUGAACGAAAUCGUAGAAAGGCUGUACAGAGAAAAGUUCAAGGCACAGGACAAGAAGAAUCCGUAUUUGCCUAUUCUGAUUUUCGCAUGUACGGUUUGCAUUCCGAUGAUUGUCAAAGCCAUGUGGCAAAAGGAUUGGAUUGGGAUAGCACUGAAUUUGCUAAAGAAUCAAAUAGAAAUGAAAAAAGUAUAUUUCAAAAAGUAA